AUGGAUAACCAAAGAGUGAUCUAUUCUGAACUGAAUCUUCCCCCAAAACCAAGGAAGCAGCAAAGGAAACCUAAGGGUACUAAAAGCUCCGUUUCAGAAUGUGAACAAGAAAUAACCUAUGUGGAAUUACGCCUUCAAAGAGCAGCUCAAGAUUUUCAAGUGGAUGACACAUCUUACCACUGCAAAGGUUCACCAUUCCCUCCAGAGAAGCUCAUUGCUGGGAUUCUGGGAAUCAUCUCUCUUGUCUUAACGUUCACUGUGGUAACCAGACUUAUCAUUGCCCCUACAAAAGCACAGAUGCAAAGCAAUUCUUCGCAGGCCAGAGGAACUCAGAAAGCAUAUCAAUGUGGUCGUUGUCCAGAGGAGUGGGUCACAUAUUCCAGCAAUUGUUAUUACGUUGGUAAGGAAUUAAAAACUUGGAAGGAGAGUUUGAUGGCCUGUGCUUCUAAGAACUCCAGCCUGCUUUACAUAGAUAGUGAAGAAGAAAUGAAAUUUCUGGACUCCCUGUCACUUUGGUCAUGGAUUGGAGUCUCUCGUCAGAGCAGUGGUCAUCCAUGGGUGUCAAUAAAUGGCUCAACUUUCAAACUGAAAAUAGUCAAAACAAAACCUGGUAAACAUAACUGUGUUGUACUAACCUCAGGUAGACUUCGAUUGGAUGAAUGUGGAUCUCCAAAAAUUUACAUCUGUAAGCACAAGCUUUCAAAGUAA
Messenger RNA from Otolemur garnettii (small-eared galago), 708 nucleotides. RefSeq names its product NKG2-A/NKG2-B type II integral membrane protein-like. The transcript has 6 exons. Bases 1 to 708 code for a protein of 235 amino acids. The record is from RefSeq and is a predicted model, not a curated record. Gene Ontology annotation, biological process: stimulatory C-type lectin receptor signaling pathway; positive regulation of natural killer cell mediated cytotoxicity. Lineage: Eukaryota; Metazoa; Chordata; Mammalia; Primates; Galagidae.